This is a messenger RNA of Toxoplasma gondii ME49, 4951 nucleotides long. RefSeq names its product bromodomain-containing protein. Bases 576 to 3761 code for a protein of 1061 amino acids. The record is from RefSeq and is a predicted model, not a curated record. Lineage: Eukaryota; Apicomplexa; Conoidasida; Eucoccidiorida; Sarcocystidae. The transcript has 6 exons. Gene Ontology annotation, molecular function: protein binding.
UGCCUUUUCUUGUUCGUUUCUCCCUCCACUCCCGAGGCGUUUGCGUCUCGAUUUUUCAUCCUUCGAAGCCUCGCGUUCUCGAAAUUCGUCUUCAGCCCGUUGGCGUUUCUCUCUCCAGCCCCUGCAGAGGCUGUUUGGAGUCCGCCGUGCGUUCGAGUCUGUUCACGUUCUUUCCUUCGUCGCAGAUUUCAGCUGUUGUCUGCGUCAAUUUCGCAAGUUCCGCUUCGUUAUCCACGGAGGCAAGUCCUCACACAAGGGCAAAUGCGUUUUCCUGCGGAGUUGAGGGACUCGUGGAAACUCGACGAAGCCGGCGAAUGCGUUGUCGGUGCCUGGGCACCCCAGAGCGGCUCUCGCAUGCAGAGGUGGUUUUCUACAGAGACCAGCGUCUUUCUGAUCCCCUUUCCUUUCGCUGAACGACUGUCCCGACGUUUUCUUCUUUGCCUUCGCCUUUUUCGCCCAAACAGCCCGCACUUGCAGCCGAACCGCGCCAUGAAACGCCCAGGCUUCUUGUAGACGCAUGCGUUCGCUUCGCGCCCAGUGCCUUGAACCCUGCUUUCGGCACGCCUCUCCGGUGUAUGUACACCACGAUGAGCGCGCCCCCGAGUAUUCCCCUCUUCCCGCCUCCAGGAAGCACUGCCGGCUACACGUUUUCGUCUCCAGCGCCGCUGAACUCUGGGGGUCAUCUGCGCGCCGGCGGGCAUCGCUCGACCUUGAGACUGAGACCGGGAGUGUGCUCUCCUGUCUCUCUCGGAUCACGCAAGCGCCCUCCGCCGGGGUCUGGCAACGCAGCUUCUGCGCUGACUCUCCCGACGAAGAGCCGGCGCUCUGCAGCUCAAAACAACGUACCCGCGACAAGAUCCACGCGAGCCGCGACGGCGGCUUUCCUUCAACACAGCGGCGCGCUGCAGCCCUCGCAGUCGGACUCCGCUUCGGGUGUAUGUACACCCUACCGGGUGGGCCAGGUGCUGACGGACGCCUUGAACCGCCUCCAGAAGAAAGACAAGAAACAAAUCUUCGCAGCAGCAGUCGAUAAAACCCUCGUCCCCGACUACUACGUCGUCAUUAAGGAGCCCAUGUUCUUCGAUAAAAUGAAACAGAAAAUUCGCGACAGAGCCUACAAAACUCUGGACGCAUUCAAUGCAGACGUCGAACUCAUCAUCAGCAACUGUCGGCUGUACAACCACCCCGACACGCCGUACUGUCGAGUAGCGGCUCUCGUGGAAACUUGCUGGCACAAACUUCGAGAACGUGUAAAAGUCAAAUUCGCCGCCGCCGCCGCAGCAGACUCUGCAGACGAGGCGGUCGUCGCUGCCCUCAAGCCCGCGAGUUCUUCUGGGAGCUCUCUCAGCGGGAGAGGUUUCCUGGAUCCGGCGACCCUCGCCCAGAGCGCGGCCCGCGUGCCUGGCGACUCCUCCACGCCCCACGCCGCCAGCGACGUGGGCUCUGCGACCGCGGGCGCGCCGGGGGGGCCCGGAGCCCCAGGCAAGGCCGGCGUAUGCGGAGACACUCUCGCCGGCGAUGGAGGCAGCAAGAUCGUGGGGGCCUCGAGCAAGGCCGGGAGAACUUUGGGGGCCGCGGGCUGUGUACAACGAUCAGACACAGCCGGCAAGCAGGUCCUCGGCGCGGGUCUCGGUUCCCCGCGCGACAGGCGCGAAGAAUUGUUUCUGCUUCUCCGCAUGGCGGCGGAUCCGACUGCUGCGGCGAAGCUGGAGGCGCUGCAGUGUCUCGACAGCCGAGAACAGGCGGGCGAAGCGCCUGGAGACAGCUCGCGGGCGGAAGGCCCUGCGGACGCCACAGACGCAGGACUCGCCAAAGAGGCGAAGGCGAAGGAGACACUCAAGGAAUCAGCAGGACCUGCGAGCACGGAAGUGGCGGCGGAGGCCCGACGCAGCUCGUCCGUUUUCGGAUUUGAAGCGAGACAGAAAGAUCCUUUUUUCUGGGCUCCCCUCGUGGUGCCUCACCUGCUGUGUCCCCCGUCGCUGGCCUGGACUCAAACGCUAGGCCCGGUGGAGUAUGUAGGAUCUUCGUCGCCUCUGUCGCUUCCUCAGAAAACUCAGCAGCCUCUUUACCACAAAAGCAUUCAGGCGUUCUUGGGGGAAGAGACUCUGGCGCGUCUGGAAAAAGUUUUCCCCGACACGACGCGAGAACUGCAGAAGUAUGCACAGCACGAGGCCCUUUGGGCGCCGCUGAACGACUUGCGGAUUUUCGGCGUCGACACUGCGGACUUCCCAGAAUAUAACUCGAAGCUGUCUGUGGACCACAACUACCUUCUGGGGGUCGGCGAGGGUCAUGUUCAGGCGGCGGCGACCUUGGGGGCACAGCCGCCUGCUUCGCUCGCGUCGCCGUCUCCCUCUCCGGAGUCGAAGGCGCCCUCUCUCGAUCUCUCCUGUCUGCAGGGCCUCGUUCAGAAGCAGCUGCAUCGGAGAAAUCCCCAGAGACACCCAAAGCCGAAGCCCCCAGGGGGUCUCCUCGCGCGCUGCGCCGCUCACGCAAGUGUCGCUUCUCGCUUCGCGGCGCUGUCGAAACUGUCCCUCGCCUCCCGCGCCGCGGAUAUCUCUGGAGGUCUCCAGUUUUCUUCUGCGCCCGCGCUGCUUCUCGCUGGCAGCGAGGGCGACGGAACGGCCUCGCGGAGUUUCGCAGGUCAGACGACCGUGGCGCGCGGCGAGGCGGAGGCCGGAACUUCUUCGCCGCAGGUUUUUCCAGGUCGAGAGGAAGGCGGCAGGAAGCUCUCAGCAGGAGAGCCUCUGGGCGAGAGCCGUGGAGAUCUCGAGGCCCUCCACCGGCGCGUGGAGCCGGAGGGCGCAGACACUUUGGCGCCGGCCGCGGGCGCUGGGUCGAUUCCGAAGCCGGGUGCGGGGUCGCGCGAGGAGGCGCAGCUGCUGCAGGCUGCUGUGAGGAGACACUUUGACGGAUUGAUUCAGCAAGUUGUCAACACCUCACAGCGUCUCGUCCCUCUGGAACGCAGAUGCGCGUUGGCACCGACUCUCCAGUGCCGCGCUCCAGGAACUCCGGAAGUCUCUUUGCCUCGCGGGCAAGGACCGAGAGAAGGCUCUCGCGAGGCGCCUGCGCCUGCGGACAGAAAACAGACUUACCUAGAGAACCCAGGGGCUCCGUCAGGACUGCAUGCACAGCGAGCUGGAAACCCCACAGAUCCUGAAAGGGCAACUGUGCGCCCUCAGCUGCUGCCUGCCAAGCCCCAGGGCCCUUCGCAGGAGACAGGUUCUAACUCUGGUGGGGGCAUCUCUGUCGGAGGGGGACCCGUGGGAAACGCACCUUCCGCGGCGGGUGUGCAGCGACCUCUCGGCUUCGCCUCAGCGGCUUCUGCACAUCCUCGCGAAAAGUCACAUCCUCCAGUCUCGCAUGCUCUGUCUCCAAACGCCUCUCACUUCGCUUCGCUCGCUGCUCAGCCGCCAGUCGCGCCUCCCCGAGCCUCCCCGCCUUCAGGGCUCUCCACUCGUUCUGAUUCUCUCGCACAGGUGCUUCCUGCCUCUUCGCAUGUUUCUGCAAAGUCUGCUCCUCAUCCUCAUCUAGUCCACUCUACUCUUCAUUCGCCUCAAGCUCAUCCUGUCUCUCCUCAUUCCAGUCAAGUUCGCGCGGCGCAGCCUCAUUCCGUUUCUUCGCAUCUGCUAUCUGGAUCGUUUCGGGGGCCUCCACCUGCCUCCACUUCUUCUCUUUCCUUGCCUGUUCCCUCGGCCUCCCCUUCCCCCUCUUCCGCCUAUGCGCAGCCCGCGUAUCCUCCCUCUUCUCUUCCUUCUGCGUAGUUUCUCUCUUUUUCUCAGUCCGUUCCUUCCUUUCUUCUUAGUUCCGCUUUCAGGGCAUGCGGCGAAAACGGCAGCGUUUUAUUUGAGGAAGAAGAACGAUGGAAAAUCCGAGGAAGUUAGAGUCAGAGCAUUCAAGCUAUGAGUGAAGAACUCUCAAGUUCGUGUUCGAUUCGUUUCCCGUAUGUCGAGAAGAUCCUCAGUUUCAGCGAAAACUCUGUGUGUCUCCUCCCCGUCUUCGUUUCAAUGGUCCUCUGUUCAGACCCUGGAGAGAAGAUAUCAACAUGCGCCGAGAGAGAGAGAAAUCCAGAAUGGAUGUUCUUCUUGGCAUCUUCAGGGAGAAAGGAGGUUCCGUUUGCACGGUCUCUGCUGUCUCCCCAGAGCGGCGGAAGAGACGACAGAAGAUGUUCGCGUGUUUAGAGAGGGAAGCGGCUCUGCCAGAGUCUGCGUGCACUCCAGAGUCUCUGGUCGCCGAACCUCCAGGGUUUCAGGGACCAUCUCGUCGAAACAAGACGAGAGGAGACAGCAGGAAGGGGGAGGAGAGACAGAGAGCAGAGAGAACCAAGAAAUGCUAUCAUGCGAGUGGAGAAAAGAAAAAAAUUGGAGCGAUGCGUGUGAAGAACAGAAGUCUUUUGCCUCAGGUCGAAAAUCCUAAACGCGAUAAAAAGGGGGCGGCUCGAAUGGAUAACUGACUUUUUUGCGAGCCUCUUGGUGCGUGCUAAAACAAGAGACAGUGUAGGCCCUUGUGGGGUCUGAGUCUGCCGGGAAGGACAGUAAACUGAAAACGAUUCCUCAGAGAUUUUUCGUGAGCAUAUGCCAAGCUUCAAUCGGCUUAUAUAAGUGAGGAUAUGAAAGGCGUCGGUCGCCUUAUAAGUGGGAAUAUGAAAAGCAUAUAGAUGUGUAUAUAAAUUAGAACUUGUAUAUCACAGAACAAAGACUUUAGAGCGAGACACCAUGCUGAAUAAAUCAGGUAAGCUCGUUUUUUUUCUGUUGUGGGGAUGGGUGGUUAAAGGGAAUAUUUUGAGCUUGGGGGCUCGUCCUCACUCUUUGGACAGCAGAGGCUUUCAUUGAGAAGAAGUCUUUUUCGCGGAUGUUUGUUCUCUGUUUUGCCCUUCGCGUGCAUGCCUGAAUUCGUAAAACCUGCAUUUCCCCUCUACUACGGUGCCUAGGAGGCGGCCUUUAACUCUCUCGGG